Messenger RNA from Lactuca virosa, 282 nucleotides. Lineage: Eukaryota; Viridiplantae; Streptophyta; Magnoliopsida; Asterales; Asteraceae. The record is from the annotation of a GenBank genome assembly.
AUGUGUACUUGGACCUUCUUCGUAAACUUCACUACUAGUAUCACCUCGUAUGGGAUUGUAGGAUUCUUGUUGUGCUCUAUUAAACGCUUCUUUGCUAAUGAAAAUCGAAAAUCAAGACAAACAAAACCAAAAUCGGAGUUUGCACUUACCUGGUCGGAGAGGGAGAAAGGAGACGCCGGCAGAGAAGAUCGUCGGCUUGGAGGAGGAUUGUCGACGGCUUUGGAGGAUGAGCGGACAAGAACGAGAAGAAAAGAAAAGAACGAGAAGAGAAGAACGUAUUGA